Messenger RNA from Schistosoma mattheei, 891 nucleotides. The record is from the annotation of a GenBank genome assembly. NCBI's taxonomy places the organism in Eukaryota, Metazoa, Platyhelminthes, Trematoda, Strigeidida, Schistosomatidae.
AUGUCUGAGAGCAUAAAGGUCAUUUGCCGUGUAAGACCACUCAAUGAUCUAGAAAAGGCGAACGACAGCAAGUUUGUUGUAUCUUUUCCUGGUGAUGGCAAAACGGCAAUAUCGAUUGGAGGCAAAAACUUUAACUUUGACCAUGUAGUACAACCUAAGGCAACCCAGUUAGAGGUCUACGAAAUUGUUGCCAAACCAAUUGUUGCAGAUGUUCUAAAUGGAUAUAACGGCACAAUUUUCGCCUACGGUCAGACAUCGAGUGGAAAAACAUUUACCAUGGAGGGGAUUUUAGGUGACCCAGUCUUUCAGGGUGUUAUCCCCCGGAUAAUACACGACAUAUUCAAUCACAUCUACCAAAUGGAUGAAAACCUUGAAUUCCAUAUCAAAGUUUCAUAUUUUGAAAUAUACAUGGAUAAGAUUCGCGAUUUGCUUGAUGUUUCAAAGACAAACCUACCUGUUCAUGAAGAUAAAGAUCGAGUGCCUUAUGUUAAAGGAGCCACAGAACGGUUUGUGUCCAGUCCUGAAGAAGUAUUUGACGUCAUUGAUGAGGGGAAAGCUAAUCGUCAUGUAGCCGUAACAAACAUGAACGAACAUAGUUCUCGAAGUCAUUCAGUAUUCAUGAUUACCGUUCGACAAGAAAAUUUAGAAACGCAGAAAAAACUCCAUGGAAAACUUUAUCUUGUUGAUUUGGCUGGUAGUGAGAAAGUUGCUAAAACAGGGGCUGAGGGUACUGUUUUGGAUGAAGCUAAAAAUAUCAACAAAUCAUUGUCUGCUCUCGGUAAUGUGAUCAAUGCACUUGUAGAAGGGAGCUCGCACGUUCCUUACCGUGAUUCUAAGUUGACGCGUAUUCUUCAAGAAUCUUGGGUGGUAAUGCACGGACAACAAUGGUGA